Fragaria vesca subsp. vesca is the source of this 1588-nucleotide messenger RNA. RefSeq names its product nudix hydrolase 22, chloroplastic-like. The transcript is spliced from 8 exons. Bases 81 to 1328 code for a protein of 415 amino acids. NCBI's taxonomy places the organism in Eukaryota, Viridiplantae, Streptophyta, Magnoliopsida, Rosales, Rosaceae. Gene Ontology annotation, biological process: coenzyme A catabolic process. Gene Ontology annotation, molecular function: coenzyme A diphosphatase activity; acetyl-CoA hydrolase activity. The record is from RefSeq and is a predicted model, not a curated record.
ACAUUACACGUCAUAGAGACACCAACCGUUGUAAAUAACUAACCACCAAAGUUCGUUAGAGGAAGCGAAGGAAACAAAAAAUGGAAGAGAGACUUCAAACGUUAGCACAACAUUUCAGACUCCAAACACCAGUCAAACCACCCGCCGCCGCCGCCCGAGCUGCCGUUCUGGUAUGUCUCUUCCAAGCCGACGACGGUCAUCUUCGGGUCAUUCUAACCAAGCGAGCCUCAACUCUCUCUUCUCACUCUGGCGAAGUUUCGCUCCCCGGCGGGAAAAGGGAGGUUGGUGACGGUGAUGACGUGGACACGGCGCUCCGGGAGGCCAAGGAGGAGAUCGGAUUGGAGCCUUCAUUGGUCAACGUUGUUACUGUUCUUGAACCAUUUGUGAACAAGCAAGGAAUGCCAGUUAUUCCUGUUAUUGGCAUACUUAAUGCAAAGGAAGCUUUCAAGCCUGCUCCAAAUCCUGCUGAAGUGGAAGCAGUAUUUGAUGCUCCCUUGGAAAUGUUCAUCAAGGAUGACAACCGCAGACAAGAGAUGAGAGAGUGGAAUGGGAACAAGGCUGCAUCAAUUGUAUACGAACGGCCACCACCUUUUGAGGAGCAAAAUCCCAGUUAUAAGGCUGCUUUUGCUGAAAAAACUAAUGGAAUGGGUUCAAGCAACCUAGAACAGAGACUCCAAACUCUAGCACAACAUUUUAGACUCCAGAAACCAGUGAAACCUGAUCUAUCACCUACCAGUACCACUGGCUCGAUCAAAAGAGCUGCUGUUCUGGUGUGUCUUUUCCAUGGGGAAGAGGGCAACCUGCAUGUUAUUCUCACAAAGCGAGCCACAACUCUCUCUUCUCACUCUGGUGAGGUGGCUCUCCCCGGCGGUAAAAGAGAGCAAGGUGAUGCUGAUGAUGUCGACACUGCUCUCCGGGAGGCGAAGGAAGAGAUUGGUUUAGACCCUUCCCAAGUCAACAUUGUCACCAUUCUUGAACCUUUUGUGAACAAGCUUGGUAUGACAGUGGUUCCUGUAAUUGGCUUACUUUCUAACAAGGAAGCAUUUGAUCCAGCUCCAAAUGCUGCAGAAGUGGAAGCAAUCUUUUAUGCUCCAUUAGAAAUGUUUCUCAAGGAUGAGAACAGAAGAGCAGAGGAGAGAGAAUGGAUGGGAGACAAGUAUCUGUUACAACAUUUCUACUUUGAAGAUCAUGGUAAAGAGUAUGACAUAUGGGCUAUAACUGCUGGAAUUCUGAUCAAGACUGCUUCACUUGUCUACCAGCGCCAGCCAGCUUUUCUUGAACAGAGGCCAAAAUUUUGGAGUGGAACUGCUCAUCAUACCACAGCCUAGGUUCAACGGCAUGAUAUUUCUCAUGUGAUACAUAUAUAGAUAUUUAUAAACUGCUCAUCAUACCACAGCCUAGGUUCAAAGGCAUGUUAUUGUUUCUCAUGUGAUCCAUAUAUAGACAUUUACAAACUGCAUUGCUUCAGCUGCAAUGUACAUGUCAAUGUAUACAGUUCGGGAAGAGUGUUAAGACAUAUUUCCUGGCUAAGUUAGUUCAGUUCAGACUGUUGAAUUAUCUCAGAUAGAAAACAAUCUAUAUAUAGCAG